CCGUUUUUUUUUUGUUGUCCAGGGCAUCAUGGCGGCGGCGGCGGAGCUCUCCGCGGACAGCAGCGCGAACAUCCCGGAUUAUGAAUAUGCCGACGUGAACACCAAACCGUUCCACCUCGGCUCGUUCAGAAACGAGUGGCUGAACCGACUGGGGCCGGGCGACUGCUCCUACCAGCCGGAGGACGAGGACGAGGACGCGUUUGACGCCAGCUUCGCCAAGGAGAUGGGGAUCGGCGCGGAGACGGCGACCGAGCUGAGAGCCCUCUGCAGUCUCGAUUCACUCCGGUGCCAUCCUGAGGAUCAGCAGCCCGACAUGGAAGUUGUUCCUCCAGACUCGACGCUAAGAACGCUAGUGCAAAGGAAAAAGAGACAAGAUUACAGAGCUUCUCUGAAAAUCAGCAAGAACAGACAUGACCUCUACGCAGAUGAACUGGAGCGUCUAACUAUUGGUAGGAAACCAGAAGCAGUGGCUGACAUGGUCCCGGAAGGAGAAAUCCUUCUAACCAUCAACGUCUACUACCCUGCCAUUUUUGAGAAAUUCAACUACAUCCGACCCCACUUGACUCUGCUGAUGACAGGCACCCACAGCUUGGCAGAGCUCAGGGAUGCCAUUUGCUGUGUCAGCGACUUGCAAGUGUGCGGAGAGUUCAGCAACACACCGGACAUGGCUCCGGACUUCAUUAGCAAAGAUCAUUACAAGUCAGCUUUCUUUUUCUUCGAAGGAGUUUUCUACAACGACAUGCGAUUCCCAGAGUGUCAAGACAUCAGCCUGACGACCAUUGAAUGGGCAAAAGCCCGCAACUUCCCACCCUACAGCCAGGCCAAGAUGGAGGACACGCGGUUUGUGGAUCUGACAGUAAAAGUGGGCUUCCCGUACCUCUACUGUCAUCAGGGAGACUGCGAACAUCUCGUCAUCAUCACAGACGUCAGACUGACCCACAAGAACGACUGUCUGGACAAGAAGCUGUACCCACUUCUCACUCAUAAGCACAGGGUCACCACCCAAAAGUGUGCAGUUUGCCAUGUCUUCAUUGGAAGAUGGUUUACUACCAACGACCAGUUCGCUCCGAGUGACCCAUGUCUCUUCUGUGACAAGUGUUUCCGGAUGCUUCACUACGACGCUGAGGGCAACAAGCUGGGGAAUUUUCUGGCCUAUCCCUAUGUGGACCGUGGUGCCUUCAACUGAACCUUUUCUUUAGUAAACUGCGCUGAUCACUGACUUAAUGCUGUAUAAUACAGUUAAAUAUCUUUAUAUUUCAGUAAGAAAUGUUUUUUUAAGAUUUUGGAAAUGUAUAUUUUCUUUCAAAGAGUUUUUCUAUGUCGCCACAGUUAUGCUUUGGUUUUAAUUGUUAUGCUUGAAA
Molecule: messenger RNA, 1361 nt
Organism: Xiphias gladius (swordfish)
Lineage: Eukaryota; Metazoa; Chordata; Actinopteri; Istiophoriformes; Xiphiidae
Gene: snapc3
Product: small nuclear RNA activating complex, polypeptide 3
Exons: 9
Coding region: 29-1186 (385 amino acids)
Biological process (GO): snRNA transcription by RNA polymerase III; snRNA transcription by RNA polymerase II
Cellular component (GO): snRNA-activating protein complex
Molecular function (GO): bent DNA binding; RNA polymerase II cis-regulatory region sequence-specific DNA binding; RNA polymerase III type 3 promoter sequence-specific DNA binding
Source: RefSeq, a predicted model, not a curated record